Messenger RNA from Benincasa hispida (wax gourd), 2112 nucleotides. It is a transcript of the gene EGY1, whose product is annotated as Peptidase M50 family protein. The record is from RefSeq and is a predicted model, not a curated record. Gene Ontology annotation, biological process: proteolysis. Lineage: Eukaryota; Viridiplantae; Streptophyta; Magnoliopsida; Cucurbitales; Cucurbitaceae.
UUUUCUCAAAUGGAUAUUCUGAUAUCACUCUUAAUCGCAAUUCAUAGCAGCAGAAGAACAAGCUAUCUAUCUCCCUCUCCAUUUCUUUCUCGUUCCUCAUCUCUACUCCGCAAUCCUUCCGCCAUUAAAGCACCAUCAACCUCAGCUUUCCAUGUUUCUAAACAGAUGUUAACCUUGCGUUAUCUACUACUUGUUCUUUAUCGAAUUCUCGACUCAUUUCUCCAAAUGCUGCAUUGACCCAAACACAUUCAAGAAGCGGAAGCGUAUUCGCCAAAGGCAGCUUCUAUAUCGGGAGGUUUGUUCAGUUUAUUGUUCAAUGGGAACUCUUACGAGCUGUAGCUUUAGUUUCAGUGCCGCGAAUUUUAAAUUACGGUCGAGUUUUGGGAGCUGUACUGCGAGGGACGGAAUGGGGUUCGUGGGGUUUAGGAGGUUGAAGAGGGAGAGGCUUUUGGUUUCUUAUGGCGAUUUUGGUAGGUUUGUGUGUUUUAGUUCAGAUAAUGAAGGUCACAACGAAGGAGACAGAGAGGAUGAUUUGGCCAAGGAGUCGAAUGCGGUGACGGCGACGGUAUCGGCUGAAGAGGUUGAAGAGAGGCAUGGAAGCGAGGUCGAUUUGGAUAAGACGACCCCUCCAUCAAUUUCUUCAAGGUCGUCGAAUUUGUCUCCAAUUGGACCAGCUUACAACAACUUUCAGGUUGACUCUUUUAAACUGAUGGAACUUCUUGGACCAGAGAAGGUCGAUCCUUCUGAUGUGAAACUUAUAAAGGACAAGCUUUUUGGCUAUUCCACCUUCUGGGUAACCAAAGAAGAAGCAUUUGGAGAUCUUGGGGAGGGCAUUCUUUUCCUAGGGAAUUUAAGAGGUAAAAGGGAAGAGGUAUUCUCCAAACUCCAAAGCCAGCUGGUUGAAGUCACAGGUGACAAGUACAACCUUUUUAUGGUGGGGGAACCAAAUUCGGAAGGUCCAGAUCCACGCGGUGGCCCACGUGUCAGUUUUGGUCUGCUGCGGAAAGAGGUCUCAGAACCCGGUCCAACAACACUUUGGCAAUAUGUUAUUGCUUUGUUGUUAUUCCUUUUAACCAUUGGCUCCUCUGUGGAGCUAGGAAUUGCAUCUCAGAUCAAUCGUCUUCCUCCGGAGGUAGUGAAAUACUUUACAGAUCCCAAUGCCGUUGAACCACCAGAUAUGGAGCUGCUAUUUCCGUUCGUAGAUUCUGCUCUGCCUCUAGCAUAUGGUGUGUUGGGAGUUUUGUUAUUUCAUGAAGUUGGGCACUUUCUGGCAGCUUAUCCGAAGAAAGUGAAACUCAGCAUUCCUUACUUCAUUCCUAACAUAACUCUUGGCAGCUUUGGUGCAAUCACUCAGUUCAAGUCGAUUCUUCCUGAUCGGAGUACCCAAGUUGACGUAUCACUUGCAGGCCCUUUUGCUGGUGCAGCAUUGUCGUUUUCCAUGUUUGCUGUCGGUCUGCUGCUCUCAUCAAAUCCAGAUGCAGCUGGAGACUUGGUGCAAGUCCCUAGCAUGCUGUUUCAAGGUUCUCUGCUCCUUGGACUCAUCAGUAGAGCCACUCUUGGUUAUGCAGCUAUGCAUGCCUCAACUGUUGCAAUUCAUCCUCUAGUUAUUGCUGGCUGGUGUGGUUUGACUACAACAGCCUUUAACAUGCUUCCAGUUGGCUGCCUUGAUGGUGGAAGAGCAAUUCAGGGUGCUUUUGGAAAAGGUGCCUUAGUCGGGUUUGGUUUGACGACGUACACGCUGCUCGGGUUAGGAGUGCUUGGUGGACCGUUAUCGCUUCCCUGGGGACUAUAUGUUCUCAUAUGCCAGAGGAGUCCUGAAAAGCCAUGUUUGAAUGAUGUUACAGAAGUUGGAACAUGGAGAAAAGCUGCUGUCACAUUGGCCGUGUUUCUUGUUGUGUUAACGCUCCUUCCAGUUUGGGACGAGCUUGCAGAAGAGCUUGGUAUAGGUCUUGUAACAACUUUUUGACACCAAUUUCAAAGGGUAAAUUCAACUUUUAGCCGAAAUGAGGUAGAUUAUAUAGUGUAUUUACUGCCAAUUUUAUCAUUAUUUGACAUGCAUAUAGGCAUCUUUCCAUUUUCUUCUACUCAAUACACGUACAUAUUUGUUGGUUA